This is a messenger RNA of Epinephelus fuscoguttatus (brown-marbled grouper), 3952 nucleotides long. It is a transcript of the gene dbpa, whose product is annotated as D site albumin promoter binding protein a. Lineage: Eukaryota; Metazoa; Chordata; Actinopteri; Perciformes; Serranidae. Gene Ontology annotation, biological process: regulation of transcription by RNA polymerase II. The transcript is spliced from 5 exons. Gene Ontology annotation, cellular component: nucleus. Bases 805 to 1962 code for a protein of 385 amino acids. The record is from RefSeq and is a predicted model, not a curated record. Gene Ontology annotation, molecular function: RNA polymerase II cis-regulatory region sequence-specific DNA binding; DNA-binding transcription factor activity, RNA polymerase II-specific.
UGUGUGUGUGUGUGUGUGUAUGUGUGUGUGUGCGCGCGCGCGCUCGAGUGUGUGUGAGGGAGAGAGGGAGCGAGGGGGAGAGAGGGAGGAAAAUAAGAGCCAUCAGUCUCAUCUAUCUGACUCUCAUACUACUGGAUAUUAUUAUUUUUGGGGGGGAUCUCUUUAUUUCCUUCAUCUUCUAUUUGUUUUCGCUCAUAUUUAACCACAAGUUAUUUUUGUCUGUUUUGGAGACUCUUCGCUUCGACUCUGCUCUUUCUAAUCCUCCUCCUUCUCACCUCACUGCAUGGAACUAUACAGCCAUCCGAAUCUGCUUUGAUUUGAUUUUUCUCCCCUCAGGACUAACAACCCUCCGAUCGAUCGAUCCAGCAGCCGGACCGGAGCGUGAGUUUGUGACUGGUUUUAUCUCCACAAACUCCAAAGGUGGACUUGACUCGGCGCGAGCUCCAGGAUCCGGUCUGUCUUCCUGUGUGCGUUUAUCAGUGCUGAAGAAGUGACAGCAACUCAGCCAGCCUGAGAGGAUGAAAUAGACUCGGUGAACAUGGUGCCAUAUUGGAGAUAAAGUCCCCCCCACACACCCACCCCUCUUUUAUUUUGACACAUUGUUUUGUCUUCAUGGGACGGGAGGCAAAGCGGGACAUCAGGUGGAGAUCUUGAGUCACCUGCCCGCGCACCUUUUGACGGCGCGCCUGUCAAUUAGCGUCACUAAUUGGAUUAUUUUGAUUUUGAAGUCACAGUCUGCAGGUUGCUCUCCUCCACCUCCUCCUCCCCCUCACCUCCCCCACCACCACCUCCUUCCUUGAAGUUAUGUCAAGGCCUCUGGCUCAACUCUUACCGCCGGAUCUCCCCGCCGGGGCCACCAGCCCCCAGUUUGGGGCCAGUAACCCGGCUGGAAGUGGGCCCCAGGGUGGACAUCUGACCUCCAUGACCAACCUGAAGUCCCUGCUCCAGCUGCCGAUCAAGGCCGACCAGAGAGGCACCAAGGACUGCUGCGAGAUGAAAGACAAAGACAAGCCUGUGGACUCUGACGAGGACUCCCUGGGUGUCAACGUCGCAGGGCCCGGUGGGGUUGGAGGGGGCCCUGGCUCCGGCACAUUGCGGCCCAACUCCCAGUCAGCGUUCCUGGGCCCACUACUGUGGGAGAGGACCCUGCCGUGUGACGGAGGCUUGUUCCAGCUGCAGUACAUGGACCUGGAGGAGUUCCUGACUGAGAACGGGAUGGGGAUUCACAGCAACGGGCCCAGCUCCACCAGCGCCCAGAUCCCCUCCCAGAGCUCCCAGUCGGCGGUGCCCAACCAGAGCUCCCAGUGUCCUCCCAGCUCUCCACCGCCCUGCUCCUCCUCUUCCUCCUCCAUGUCCUCCUCAUCCUCCUCUUCCUCGCUGCUGGGACUGGAAACUGUCCAGCCACAACAACCUCCGCCGCCACUGCCACCUCAGCAGCAGCAGCAGCAGCAGCAGCAGCAAGGCAUGAUGGGAGGACCUGAGUGUCUACAUGGUGGUCAGGCGGUGCCUCAGGACCAGUCACCCACCUCUACUUGCCCUCCGGGACCCUCUGGACCUCCGGCGGCCGCCAACGGCAACAGCGACAUCAUGGUGAACUUUGACCCUGACCCAGCGGACCUGGCGCUGUCUAGCGUGCCAGGCCAGGAGGCGUUUGACCCACGGCGGCACCGCUUCUCCGACGAGGAGCUGAAACCUCAGCCGAUGAUCAAGAAGGCCCGCAAGAUGCUGGUCCCCAAUGAGCAGAAGGACGAGAAGUACUGGAGCCGACGUGUCAAGAACAACGAAGCGGCAAAGCGCUCGCGGGACGCCCGUCGGCUGAAGGAGAACCAGAUCUCUGUGCGGGCUGCAUUCCUGGAGCGGGAGAAUGCUGCCCUUCGCCAGGAGGUGGCUGACAUGAGGAAAGAGCUGGGCCGCUGCAGGAACAUCAUCAACAAGUACGAGAGUCGACACGGAGACUUGUGAGGCGGCGGAAGGAAGAAGACGAAGGCGAAAGGGGCGGGAGGGGAGGAGGAAAUGAGAAAAGGGUACAAGGCAAACCCAACAACAGCAGCACUUUAGUUGAAGUGGCGAGGGGGGAGGCCGACGUAGAUCUGCAGUAAGCGCUGUGCGACACCGGGCGCAAACACGAAAAAGUGUGCGCACGCUGUGCUUCAGGAUGUCACGGCAGGAAAGCACAGUGACGCCAUCUUUUACCAGUUUGACUCUCUUUGUACAUGCUGCUUUGCUGAAUCCACUCAAUGUACUGUAUCACCGUGUGUCACCUCGGCAGCUUUACAUCACCCUCGGUGCUGUGCUUACGCCCGAUGUCGCAUGGCAUUUUUGCAGGUAGUGCGUCCCGGCCGCUGCUCCGGCCAGUUCAAACAGGGUGUUGAAUUCACAUUAUGCCAGUGAAAUCUCACUUUUUAAGCUCAAGGCACGGAUACAAGCCAGGAGAGGUCAGAUGUGUAAGAUUUUUCUAUAAAUAGGAUAAAAAAACAUGUAUAUUUUUGAAGUGGGCAGGAAGGCAAGACUAGUCCAGCAAAGAGGAAGAAGUGGAGGAGGAGGUGCAGGGUUUUCGUCCAUAACGCAAAGAGAUUUUGACAUAGGAUUAUUGUAUAUUUUUCUAUUAGCAGAGAUAGCCAGGAGGAGGAUUUUGGAGAUAAUCUUUUGUAUAUUUUAUAUAUGGGGUGGGAAGGGGCUGUUAGCUGGACAGUCAUGGGGCCACACAAAACGCUUUUCCUCCCAGCUGUUUAUCGCUAAACAACAGAUAAUCUAUUUUCAAUUUCACUGAGCUGGUUAGUUGGAGGCAGAGGCAUAACAGAGAAUGUAUCACGGUUGAAUCAGGUAUUUCACAUGGUGCAAGACGAGGUGGGGUAUCUUAGUAAUGAUUGUUUUCGGUGCGGGGAAGGAGGCAGUAGGAGGAAGAUGGUGAAACAAAAAUUGUAUAGUUUUAAGAAAUUUUUGUGUUCGUUUGUUUUCUUUGUGGGCUUGUUCAAGCACUUGAUUUGUUAUCUUCUAUUUGAUUCCGUGUCUGACUUAGAAAUAAUCGCAGGGCUUUUAUUUUUGAAGGUGAAGGAGAAAAACAGAGGAAAACAGGAAGUAAUUAUAGCCAUCAGAACAGCUGGAUGUGAGCAGAUGUUAGAAAAUAAAUAAGGUGGAGAAUUUCGCUGGCAGGUUUGCAUUUAGAUUUGGGAACGUGUCUCGCUCACACACACAAACAUGCGCAUAUACUCACAUUGAUAGUUUGUUAACAGUAACAGAACAUGGUUGCAGUCUUUCUGUUUAUUCCUCGAUUUGUCCAGGAAGUGCAAAAAUGAAAUACUAACUGGUUUAGGGUUGAUUUGCCCAGAUUGAACAGUGACUGAAACCUUCAGCAUGCAGACACAUGACACACACAUGGACACACACACAGACCUCACCCAGGUUUUAACCCUUAUUGUUGUUGUUGAUGUUGUUAUGGACUUCUAUGGUGCUGAUCUGAUCUGAUCCUUCACCUGACGCACACACACACACACACACUGACAAAAAUCAUAAUCACACACACACACACCUACACCAUCUCAAACACAGUACUGAACUGCCUAUACCCUUUCUUUGUCUUUUAUUCCUUCUUUUUAGUUUAAUUUUUCUUUCUUUUGUUGCAUAUUGUAUCGAUAAAUCGUAUAUAGAUUUACACAUGAACACUUGUCUAUACCUCUCCUUCAAACUUUACCCAAUGAGAAAUGAGAAAUGCACCCUACUGCUACUGUACCAUACAACUGUAUUAUUGAAUAUUAAACUAUUCUCUCACUAGAUAUAUAUAUGUAUAUGAUAUAUGCUUGAAUCAUGUGAUUAUAGUUGUAAUAUACAUAAUUGAAUAUAUUACAGAAAAUCCCAUUGGAAUCAUUUUGUCAGUUUAUUUCUCAGGUGUUUUUGUCUGAGGUAUUAAAUACACGUAUUAAAAAAAACACAAAAAAGUCUUUGGAUCACAAAA